AUGGCGCUCACAGUGGAGGUGGUGGAGAGGUUAGGAGGGGCUAGGAUAUGGGGGAUUUAGUCUUACCUUCGUCAUCAUCCUGGACAGGGCUUUUUCCUUUCCCACUACCUGCUGCUCUCCCACUUGUCACUACUCUGGGUGUCUCAGUCUUCAUCCCCACAUAUUUGGUGGCCCUCCAUUGAACAGGGUUCCUUGGAGAAUGGGGCUGUGGCCUCUGUGGAGACUCAGAAGACAGACCCUGAGAUCGAACCAAGGUUUAAAGAGGUGGAUUGGGAGAAGGACCUGGUGGACUGGCAGAAGCCCCUACUGUGGCAGGUGGGCCACUUGGGAGAGAAGUACGAUGAGUGGGUCCAUCAGCCAGUGACCAGGCCCAUCCGCCUCUUUCACUCAGACCUCAUUGAGUCCCUCUCCAAGACUGUCUGGUACAGUGUUCCCAUCAUCUGGGUUCCCCUGAUGCUGUACCUCAGCUGGUCCUACUACCGAACCCUCGCCCAAGGCAACGUCCGGCUCUUCACAUCCUUCACCACAGAAUACUCAGUGACCGUGCCGGAGUCCAUGUUCCUGGGCCUCUUCAUGAUAGGGCUGUUCCUGUGGAGCCUCAUUGAGUACCUCAUCCACCGCUUUCUGUUCCACAUGAAGCCCCCGAGCGACAGCUGUUACCUCAUCAUGCUGCACUUCAUCAUGCAUGGUCAACACCACAAGUCUCCCUUCGAUGGCUCCCGCCUGGUCUUCCCCCCGGUGCCAGCAUCUCUGGUGAUUGCCUUCUUCUACGCGCUCUUACGCCUCAUCCUGCCAGAGGCGGUGGGGGGCACUGUGUUCGCCGGGGGCCUCCUGGGCUACGUGCUCUAUGACAUGACUCACUACUACCUGCACUUUGGCUCGCCGCACAAGGGCUCCUUCCUGUACAGCAUGAAGGCCUACCACGUCAAGCAUCACUUUGCACAUCAGAAGUCAGGAUUUGGCAUCAGCACUAAGUUGUGGGAUUACUUUUUUCACACCCUCAUCCCUGAGGAACCUCACCUGAAGACGCAGUGA
Messenger RNA from Trichechus manatus latirostris (Florida manatee), 1035 nucleotides. RefSeq names its product fatty acid 2-hydroxylase (gene FA2H). Gene Ontology annotation, molecular function: fatty acid 2-hydroxylase activity; iron ion binding. Gene Ontology annotation, biological process: fatty acid metabolic process; lipid biosynthetic process. The transcript is spliced from 10 exons. Gene Ontology annotation, cellular component: membrane; endoplasmic reticulum. Lineage: Eukaryota; Metazoa; Chordata; Mammalia; Sirenia; Trichechidae. The record is from RefSeq and is a predicted model, not a curated record.